This is a messenger RNA of Arctia plantaginis, 1242 nucleotides long. Lineage: Eukaryota; Metazoa; Arthropoda; Insecta; Lepidoptera; Erebidae. The record is from the annotation of a GenBank genome assembly.
AUGUUGCGGCGAGUUAACUUCUACUCGAUAUGUUUCGCAUUUGGUCUCAGUGUUCUUUUGAUUCUUGCUGGGAGUCGAUAUGCAGAUAACACAUACUACCGUCCGUCCAUGGAAAGCGGGAGGAAUGUCAGGACUUUUUUAAAAGUGGAGGAUGGAGAGGAGAAUUAUAUGCCCCAGUUACUAUCAGCGGAUCCAUACGAAAAUGGUCCAGAGGAGUCAUCACACAAGGUAUUCGAGGUAGCCCGAAACAAUAUUAAAGGAAGGACAUCUAAAUACAACUUCUCCUAUUCAGGUGUACAUGGCUUAGAAGAUUUAGUUAUGGAAUUAGGUGGAAAGCCUUUGAGAAGUAUAAUUGUGUCUACUUGGAGGUCAGGUACUACGUUUUUAGGAGAGGUGCUUAAUACUAUCCCAGGUACCUUCUAUCACUAUGAACCUCUACUAAAUUAUGGAAUUGUUCAAAUAAGAGGGCCUCCAGAAUCUAAUGAUGCAUUGAGCACUAUCAAAAACAUGUUAAAAUGUGAUUUUUAUGGAAUGGAUACUUACUUUACAUAUGGAAAGACUCAUUUGCACCAGUUUAGCCAUAACAAAAGACUGUGGGACCAUUGUAAAUAUAAUAGAGAGCUGUGUUUUGAUGCAGAAUUCACUUCACAGUUUUGUAAGCUAUUCCCAUUUCAAACCAUGAAGGUGGUCCGUCUAAGAUUACGUCUUCUUCAAGAAAUUUUGGAUGAUAAAGAGCUUAAUGUGAAGGUGCUUCUGUUAAUCCGUGAUCCCCGCGGUGUGAUGCAAUCUAGACAACACCGUGAUUUUUGUCAGCCAUCUGCUGACUGUUGGCACCCAGAACUACUAUGUGCUGAUAUGAUCAAUGACUAUGUAGCUGCGAGCCGCAUACAGACACAGUAUCCAGAUAAACUUAUGGUGCUCCGAUAUGAAGAACUGGCUCUUGAUCCUAAUGUUACAACACAUCGAAUUUUAAAGUUCCUACGGCUAAGUCCCACUGCUUCAAUAGAUGAGUUCCUGCAAGCACACACGAAUAACGAAGUGGCUGGCGUCAGCUCCACUUACAGAGUCUCCCGCGAUGUGCCUUUCAGAUGGAAACAAGUGUUGGACUUUGCUUAUGUUGAUGAAAUACAGAACGCGUGCAAAGAAGCAAUGGAGCUUUGGGGAUACCGAAUGGCUCACAAUGCGACACACAUGGCCAGUAAAGAGUUUUAUCCCAUAGAAAAUUAUACAGUCACUCAGUGA